This is a messenger RNA of Trichoderma harzianum CBS 226.95, 855 nucleotides long. RefSeq lists its product as hypothetical. Lineage: Eukaryota; Fungi; Ascomycota; Sordariomycetes; Hypocreales; Hypocreaceae. The coding region runs from base 97 to 564 and encodes 155 amino acids. The record is from RefSeq and is a predicted model, not a curated record. The transcript has a single exon.
UUUUUAUUCUUCAUCUACUCGAUUUGUCUCUAAUCUGGAGGAAUAAUUCCAUUCAGAUUGGUGAAAACCAGGGCCGCAGCUUGGUUCGAUAUCCGGAUGCCCCAUACUGCUUCAACAGCCGAUUGCGAGACACCGACCCAGACCUGCAGUUUAGAGUCAAAUACUUCACUCCGCGGGAAACCCGUACAUCCGUUGUUCCGCGACAAGACUUUCUACUAUAACCAUAACUGCAAUCGCGAGACAGUCUUGUCCCAUCACCACCAUCAAAUGGCUCCAAGACGAGCAGCCGCCGAUGCCUCACCGAGCCCGCUUCGCCGACUCCGGCUCCAGGCAGACCAUCCUCUCCGACGCCACCGGAUCUCCCGUCGCAAAGUCCAUACGCUCUCCAUAAGAGAAAUUCGGCGCAUUGAAAUCCUCUCGGAAGGAUAUGUAUCGGCAGCAAAGGAAGAGACUGAUCAUGAGGCCGAGACCGAGACGGAAACUGAGACACGGUGGGAAAGAAGCACUCGUGGAGAUGCGAGGGCGUUGUGGGUGGAGCAGUUGUAUCGUUACGAGGAGUUGUGAUUGAUGGUACCUACGGCACCAAUUCCACGUGAUGGCGGUUUUCUUUUUCUUUAUUGUUAUUUGUUUUCUUAUCUUUAUGAUUUCUUUUUGGACCUGGAAUUGGAAUGCGAACGAGGUACAGUUGGAUGUGGUUGAGUGGUGGGUGAAGAGAAAAGACCUGGCUGCCUGGUAGAUGGUAUCCGAUCGCCUGGAGGUUAAAUUGCUUCUGCUUCUUCAUGAUGUAUAAUGACUAACGAAUAUUAAUGAAUGGUUUCAAUUUUAAAUGUCAAUAAGAAUUGCUCCAUUGUUAAG